CAAAUUUUAUAAGCAUACUCUCCACUCUAUUAUCCAGGUCAUGAAUUAAGAUAUUGACUAGUACCAGACCCAGGACUGACCCCUGUGGAACCCCACUAGAUAUAUUCUCCCAGUUUGUCAACGAACCAUUGAGGACUACUCUUGGAGUAUGGUCUUUCAACCGAUUGUCCACCCACCUUAUAGUAAUUUCAUCUAUGCCACUUUUCCCUAGUUUCCUUAUGAGAAUGGCAUGUAGGAUUCUGUCAAAAGCCUUUAAAAAAAGAAAAAUUAAGUCGUACCAUGUCUACUGCUUCCCCCCAUCCACUAGGCCAUUAACCUUGUCAAAGAAGGAAAUUAGGUUGGUUUGGCAUAAUUUUUCUUGACAAAGCCAUGCUGGCUAUUCCUUGCAACCUUCUUAAUCUUAUGGGGUUUACAAACUGAUUGUUUAAUCAUUUGUUCCAGUAUUUUUCCAGGUAUUGAAGUUAGGCUGAUUGGUCUGUAGUUCCCUGGGUUCUCUUUCUUCCCUUUUUAAAGUACAUCAGAUGCAGGAAGGCUGCCAAACAAUGAGUGGGGCCACUGGCCAUUGGCGGUGCUAAAGGAGCACUCCAGGAAGACAAAGCCAUUGCUGAGAAGACAGGCCGCCGUCCCCAGUCAACGUGACUGUUACGCACCUGAAGGCAAACUCCGCCACCGUCUCGUGGGAUGUCCCGGAGGGAGACGUCAUCAUUGGCUAUGCCAUCUCACAGCAGCGGCAGGAUGGGCAAAUGCAGCGGUUCAUCCGGGAGGUGAACACCACGAACCGGGCCUGCGUGCUGUGGGACCUGGCGGAGGACGCAGACUACAUCAUCCAGGUGCAGAGCAUCGGCCUGCACGGAGAGAGCCAGGCCAGCAAGAGAGUCCAUUUCCGGACCCUGAAAGAGACCGACCGCCUCCCCUCCAACAGCUCCAACCAAGGUGACAUCACCGUGGAAGGGCUGGACAAGGAGCGGCAACUCCAGACUGGGGAGAUUGUCAUCAUCGUGACUGUGCUGCUCAUGUGGGCAGCGGUGAUCGCACUCUUCUGCAGACAGUAUGACAUUAUCAAGGACAACGACUCCAACAACAACAAGGAAAAGACCAAGCCGUCCUCAGAGCACAGCACGCCGGAGCGACCCACAGGGGGGCUACUGCGCAGCAAGAAAAAGUCUCUAUCUGUCAAUAUCAUUGAGGUGUGAGCACAGUCCAGCUCUGGAUCCGAGGGCCCUGGGAAUGCUGCCAGAGCCGAGGAAGAUCAUGGGAUAAAAGGACACCACCAGGCUGCCAGCCUGCAACCCUCAGCAUGCAAAGAAUUGUUUAUCAGAAAUUCUGCUUCUUCCAAGGCCUUCUCCCCCCGAGGGGAUCUGCAUGGAGACUGUUUGGAUGAUGCAUGCAGAACUCAGCCUCACACCCAUCAUGUAACUGCCCAGGAGUCAAUGGGGAGCCUGGAACAGCACCGAAAGAACAAACAGCCAUAUCCGGAUUUCAAGGGAUGGGGGAGCCUCCUGCUGAUGCAGGGAUAAUGUCGUGGACAUGGGAUCUCAUGGCCCUGUCACUCAGCAACUGUUAGGUAAAUGGCAGUGUCCCCUCAUGUUCAUGCUGUUAUAGCCCUAGGUAUUGCCAGACCUAAGCCGGGGCGCAGACAUAGCCCCAGUUACCAGAGAGCCCUAGGAGGGGUCUAGCUCUCAUCCAGCACGCCUGGAGACUCAGAGGGAUUUUCUGUUUGUUUACAGUCCCAGAGAAGUGCCCACUUUCCAGCCCCCUAACCCUGCAAGCCCAGACUGUGGGGCCCACAGAGGUGGAGGUGCUAGCUCAGGAAGGGCUGGCAAGAGAACUGAUCGGAGCUUUGCAGGACGGCCCCAUGCGCCCUGCAGACGCAGCCAGAGAUGGAAUCCCAGCCCAAGGAGGCAGGAGGUUGGCUGGGUCACUGAGCUGACUUCAGCAACUGGCAGCUCAGAUGAGCUUCCAUCCCUUCCCUGAGUGUGAGUGCCACCACCGCAGGGAGGUGAGGACCUCAGACCAGGAAGUGCCAAUGCUGCUUCCCACUGUGCCCGGCAAAGCAGAGCAGGGCAGGGCCUUGCUGCAGAGACAGGGGCCGCAGGGGAGAGUUCUCCCUAUCACACCUCACGCCUGCCCAGUUUGUAGGGUGGCAGGGACGUACCCAGUGCCCAUAGAAACAUAUCCCUGCUAACUGCAUGGCCUGGGCGGUCUCCAGGUCACAGUUCAGCUCUGGGUGUGGGAGGGAAAUCUAGCACAUGUAGCUCUGAGCCCUCUCCUCCUCUGCCUCUGGCUCCCGCGGAGGCUUCCAGCAGUCCUGGUGAGGCCACAUGGAGCCGGAGUCUGGACCACUGGGAAACAACCCCAGGCCACAGAGAAAUGGGUGCGGCCGGGGAGAGAAUACCAUGCUGAAUCCCCAUGCCCCCGGGGGGCAAAGGCCUCAAUGCAAACUGCCUGCAGCCCAUAUGCCUCUGCCCAUCAGUCAAAGGCCUCAGCUCAGGGCCCUGCCCCUCACUUUGCCCCCUGCAGGGCAAAGACCUUAUCGUAGGGCCUGCCCCAGCCCCCUUACUCUGCCCCCUGCAGGGCAAAGGCCUUAUCGUAGGGCCUGCCCCCAGACCCCUCACUCUGCCCCCUGCAGGGCAAAGACCUUAUCGUAGGGCCUGCCCCCAGACCCCUCACUCUGCCCCCUGCAGGGCAAAGGCCUCACCACAGGGCCCUGCCCCCAGACCCCUCACUCUGCCAAGGCCUCACCACAGGGCCUGCCCCAGCUCUAUCCUACUGCUCUUUCCUGUUUUUAAGCCUGGCAUGGAAGGCCUCACAGCAGGUCCUGCCCCGAUUGCAGCCUGGUUUUAUGUUGGGUCCCUAUGGCGUGUGUGAGGGGAUGGUUCCUUUACACACCAGUGCAUGGCCUAGAAGGGGUUGGUCUCCAUCCCUAGGGAGAUGCUGCUGCUGGAGAGAGGCUGUCCCAGGGCUUCCCAGACACACAGCGCCUGCUCUGUAGGAGGCAAUGGUGUCAGAGUCUGUGCAGGGCGCCAUUCCCCCUAGGAAACGUGCUACUCCAGCCCACCCUCCUCACAUCAUCAGCCCUGAACCUGGGCAGAGUUCUCCCGCCCUACCCCAUGGCUGCCACGGCAACCCUUUGCAGCCUCCCAUGACUGCCUCGGGCACUGCCAUGGCCUAGUUCCAGUGACGCACUCCUGGGGUGGGCAGCAGGCCAUCUGGGAUCUCUCUGCCAACGGGGGCCUGGUGCGCAGGAUUCUAAGCCUGAGUUCUGUAGUGUCAUCAUGGCACAACCCCACCCCAGGGUGCUCACAGACCCAGGCUCAGCAGGUCGUUAUAGCUUGAAUCCAUGCCUGUGCCCCAGUCUCACAUAGGGGAGACGCUUCCAGUCCGACGGGGCUGUAGUCCCCACUGCUCCUAUGGUGCCAGCUGUUACUCCUUCCCCCCAGAGCAGGCAGCACCCCCUGGCCCAGGGUCCCAUGGGAGAGGGCGGUGCUUAUUCCACUAGGACCUUCUGCUGGAAAGGAGCUGACCCAAGCAACUCAGAAACACCAAUGAAACCCCCCAAGUUCUUGUACUGUAUGGACAAAACAGGUUGUCCAGCAGGGUGUCUGCACCGCUCACUGCCCAUCAGCCAGGGAAGCGUUCAGGACAGAGGAGUACCCAGGGGUGGUUAAAGCUGAACAUCUCCUGUUAACACCCAAACUCCAGGGUCCAUGUGGCAUCACCGUGGACUGAAUUGUGCCAUUUGGAACCAGCAUUGCUCCUAACUAAAAGCUGAGGCCAAACCAACCCCAGCCCCUCUCCCCCACAUCUGCCUUCCUCCAUCAGAAGAGAACAGAACAGCCUCCACUGGAGGAAUGACAGGUUGUAGCCUGCUCCCCCGGGGCCGGGAGGUGUCUGUGCAGCCCCCACUGGAGAAAUGACAGGUUGUAGCCUGCUCCCCCGGGGCCGGGAGGCUGUCUGUGCAGCCCCCACUGGAGGAAUGACAGGUUGUAGCCUGCUCCCCCGGGGCCGGGAGGUGUCUGUGCAGCCCCAGGCUUGAUGAGAAUCACAGGAUCCAGCGUCUUCCAGGAACUUAUCUUCAAGCAAAACAAUUUCAGACUCUUCCCUCCAAGUGCUGCUUAGCUCCUGCCAUGGGAAUACCAAGGGGCAGGGCAAGUGGCUCCCUGCAGCAGGGUCUUUUCAAUAAAAGUCUCUGGCUGAAAGGCA
This is a messenger RNA of Chrysemys picta bellii (western painted turtle), 4203 nucleotides long. Lineage: Eukaryota; Metazoa; Chordata; Testudines; Emydidae. The record is from RefSeq and is a predicted model, not a curated record.